Messenger RNA from Penicillium lagena, 1539 nucleotides. It is a transcript of the gene ish1, whose product is annotated as double-strand break repair enhancer MSC1. The record is from RefSeq and is a predicted model, not a curated record. Lineage: Eukaryota; Fungi; Ascomycota; Eurotiomycetes; Eurotiales; Aspergillaceae. The transcript is spliced from 5 exons. The coding region runs from base 1 to 1539 and encodes 512 amino acids.
AUGAAGCUCCCUUUCAUACCGGGUCUGCUGUUGCUGCUCACCACCACCGAAGUGGUGGCAGCGUCAAGCUGGUGGAGCAAAGCUGUGUACAACAAAUGGCAUGAAACUGAACUGGAGCGAUGGCUCUCUGAUCAUGACAUCCCCUACCCCAAGCCGGCUGACCGCCGCGACCUGGAGAACCUGGUCAAGUCCAACUGGGACUCCAGGGUGCAGCAGCCGCUGGGCCAGGUCGCGGACUCGACAUCCGACCAGCUGCACAAUGCAAAGGAGUGGAUCUUUGACACCUGGUCCGACUCGCAGCUCAAGGCAUUCCUGGAUCGCCAUGGCAUUCCCGCUCCGCAGCCGCGCAAGCGAGACAAUCUGAUCAAGGCUGCGCGCGAGAACUACGAGGCGGUCGCGAAGAAAGCCGGCGAGACGGCCUCGUAUCCCGGCAACUGGAUCUAUGAGCAGUGGUCCGAGUCCGAUCUAAAGGAAUGGCUCGAUGAGCGCGGCUGGCCGGCGCCCCAGCCGACCACGCGCGACAAGCUCAUUGCCAGCGUGCGCCGCAAUGCCCGUCUGACAAGCUUGCAGGCGCGCGCGAUCGCCGCCUCGGCCGUGUCCUCCGCCGAAGCGGCUCAGUCGUCUCUGAGUGAGGCGCUGUUCAAUGCCUGGUCCGACUCCGAGCUGAAGAAGUUCUUGGAUGAGCACGGUGUCAAGGUGCCCCAGGGUUCGAAGCGCAAUGAGCUGAUUGCCCUGGCGCGGAAACAUCGCUCGUUGGUGCUUGAGAAGGCAUCCAAGGCCUCGACCGAGGCUGAGGAGAUCCUGGGCGCUGCUACCACCAGAGCUGGAAAUGAAUAUGCCCGUGCCACCGAUGACGCGAGACUCAAGGCUGAGGAUCAGUUCAACAACGCCAUCCAGACCUGGUCCGAUUCUCGCCUCAAAGCGUUCCUCGACGCACGAGGCGUCCCCGUUCCCCAGUACGGCAAACGUGAUGAGCUUAUCGCAAAGGUCCGCUCCCACGCACACCGGGCUGCCGGCGGGUGGAAUGAGUAUAACUUUGAUACUUGGGACAAGGAGCACUUGCUGAAAUAUCUGUCUGCCAUGAACCACAAGGCCGCCAAAAAGACCGAUGCUUCUCGCGAGGAACUGAUCAAGAACGCCAAGGACUCCUACCACAAGGCAUCCAAGGCAGGCGGCGAGGCCUGGGCAUCUGCCACUUCCAAUAUGGCCGUUGCAACGGACGCCGCCAAGGAUGCCUCCUUCGAUACAUGGUCCCACUCCGAUCUUAAGGCCUACCUGGAUUCGUACGGCAUCCCCGUGUACCAGGGCUCGAGCAUCAACGAACUCCGCGCGGCUGCCCGGCGCCACGCGCAGUACUUCAAGUACGGCACCACCACCCCGACGAAUACCAUCUACGCCAAGUUCAUGGAAACCGUGAACUGGGCUCUGGAUCAGCUGAAGCUCGGUGCGUCCAGCGGCCGGGCCCAGGGCCAGGAAGCUGCUGAGAAUCUCCGAGAGAAGGUGGCUGGUGCAACGCAAAGGGUGCAUGGGGAGCUGUAG